Capronia coronata CBS 617.96 is the source of this 1449-nucleotide messenger RNA. RefSeq lists its product as uncharacterized. Bases 1 to 1449 code for a protein of 482 amino acids. The transcript has a single exon. NCBI's taxonomy places the organism in Eukaryota, Fungi, Ascomycota, Eurotiomycetes, Chaetothyriales, Herpotrichiellaceae. The record is from RefSeq and is a predicted model, not a curated record.
AUGGCGGAUACCCGGGAAGGAUCAAACUCACCCUUAUUCCCCCCUGGAGGCUGGCCCGCCGUCUUUGCGCAAUUUGCCAUCGACAUCCCGAACUGGUAUCAUUCGGAUAGAUUGCAUCCGGAGGACUCUUCCGACAACACCCCCCAAUCUCUCACUGUAUCUGGUGCUACUCAGUUGACCGAAUCUCCGCUACCUCUUCCGCAGGCUGCUUCUCCGGAGGCAACUGUCGGCCUUGGUCUCGGUGAUUUGGACAGCUGGGUCGGCGAGUCUACAGAUUUCCUCGCUGCCGGCCAGGCGUCGCUCGAGUCGGCCAAUCCCUCUCUUGAGAGUGAAGCCUCUACACUCAAUGACUUCCUUGUGGAGGACUACAUCGACCUCACACAAUGUCCGGAUGAUGUUGGCCCUCUCAGUCCGCUGGAGGAUUCUUCACUGUUUAUGACUGCCGACACUUCCGAAGUCGCUGGUUAUGGCUAUGACUACGAAACCGAUUUCGAUUGGAACAACUUGGCAGACGAAUUCGACCUGCCGGCCACGCGGACUCUGGCAGCAGAAAUGGGUUAUGAGUCGCAGUCGGAGCUGGAUCGAGCCUUUGCCGACGUGGCAGCAUUAGUCGACUUCGACCCUAACGUUGAAACCCCUGCUCUCAUGGACAUGUACAUUCCAACUUCGCAGCGUGAACCUCAACCGUACCAUCACCAAAAGUCAUCAAUGGCUGUUCCAACCUCAUCCCUGGAUGGCGCCGCUGACGGAUUUGCAGAACCUAGCCUGGUUCCCGCGCCACUCUUUGCUCGUCGACGAGCCCCAAACAUGACUACGGCUACGGGUGGCAUUCUCGGCAACGCAUCUCCAAUGCAUCUGGGUGGAGUAGCGGGCCUCUCGAUCCCCCAACUCCCGCGACCAGCCUUCCAGCCAGUGCAGACGAUGCCGAACGAUGGCCAAUUCACCUUCGCAUACCCCGGUCCCGGCAUGCAAUCGGUCUACCCAUCCAUCCGUGAUAUCUUCAGCACACCCACUACAACUGCUACUCACGAAGCAGCUGUGACAGGUGCCGAGCGCAAGCGUGAGUCAAGCAAUGAUCCGGAUCGUGAGGAUCGGCGCAAGCGCGCAGCUCGGGACAGAUCUGUUACACCAUCUCCUCGCCCUCGCCCUCGCCCUGGCCCGUCCACUGCCACCGGCGUCUCGGGACACACCCGCGCACGCCAUUCCAGUGCGGUGGCUUCAGCGAGCGAGGCCUCCUCACAGAAUGGAACUUGGUAUCGUAUGACCCGUCGCGGUCGGACUGUGGGAUACUUUCGCGAGUACCCGGCCCAUGCCCAGCCCAUACUGAUGCACCCGCGACAAGCCAACAACGCUAUCGUUGUCAGACUUCCAUCCCCAUCUCCUCCACCGUCAACUCUGUCGUCGCUGCGCCGUUCUGAUCGUCUGCAACGACCGACUCGACGUUGGUGA